CUGUUGAGCCAGCUCUCCAGCUUGUGUUUAAACAGUUUCAAGUGUUUCUUAUUUUAAGCAACCCGGCUUCCGUGCACAAACCUUUGUGAACCUGUUCCAAAGGACUUAACUCUAGUACAACUUUUCCUUUAGUCUGUGCUGGCCCUGCCCUGCGUACCCCUGGGAGUGCUCCCGAGCCUCCCGUGCAUUCCAUUAGUCAUGUAGUACUAGAGCACAGAGCCUUUCAUUGGAAAUGAGUUAUGGGAAUGCUAUGAGAUGUUUACAUUCGUGUAAGAUAGACUUUUGAUGGAGACUGUCUAAGUACAUUGAAUUGGAAAAUAAUAACCAGCCCUCUUUCUUCCGUCAGCCUAUGUACAAGCUACAAGGUGGGCACAGCACCUCAUUCUGUGAUGCAGAGUCUGUUCCCCAUUGCUAGAAGCCAGGGCUUUUCUACAUUUGAGUUUUAUCCUGCAUGGGAUGUGAUCUUUGAGGUACAAAUGCCUGCUUCUCUAUGGUUAUCAGGGUCUCUGGAAGACUGAAGGUUGCUGAAGCUGGUUAUAUUAAUAGCUUGCUAAGUUCAGUAAAUAUGAGAUUUUCAGAUUUGAUCUUCUCACUGGUUAUUAUUUUAGUACCCUCUUUAGAGUUACAGAAUUUCCAUGGCACUUUGACAAAGACAGAAUGACUCUCAGUGGUCCUCACAAGAGGGUAGAGGGUGACAUUCUAUCCCCACACAAGUGUUAUGUACAACAGUAUCAGGACCUCCUCAGCCUCUGAACCAAGUCUAGACCGUGCUAAGACCAUCUCAGAGUUCAUGAGAAAAAAAAUGCACAAAAGGGGUAAGACUAUAAACUAUCGGUAGUUAGACAAUAAUAAGGAGAAGUGGCCACAAGAUUCCAUCUGGAUCUGAUUGUUACACAGAGGUGGGACCUGCUGUAUUAGACUGAAGACACUGAACUUAGCAAGAGGGUUUGAUCCUGCGGUUUCCCUAUGAGAGUUACAUCCCAAGGAGCUUCAACAUGGCAGACGAUGAUCCAUACGGAACUGGGCAAAUGUUUCAUUUGAACACUGCUUUGACUCAUUCAAUAUUUAAUGCAGAAUUAUAUCCACCAGAAAUACCACUAUCAACGGAUGGCCCAUACCUUCAAAUAUUAGAGCAACCAAAGCAGAGGGGAUUUCGAUUCCGCUAUGUGUGUGAAGGCCCAUCCCACGGAGGGCUUCCGGGAGCCUCUAGCGAGAAGAACAAGAAAUCCUACCCACAGGUCAAAAUUUGCAACUAUGUGGGACCUGCAAAAGUUAUCGUUCAGUUGGUCACAAACGGAAAAAACAUCCACCUGCAUGCCCACAGCCUGGUGGGCAAACACUGUGAGGAUGGCAUCUGCACCGUAACGGCAGGACCCAAGGACAUGGUGGUCGGCUUUGCAAACCUGGGAAUCCUUCAUGUGACUAAGAAAAAGGUAUUUGAAACACUGGAAGCACGGAUGACAGAGGCGUGUAUUAGGGGCUACAAUCCUGGACUUCUGGUGCAUUCUGACCUUGCCUAUCUACAAGCAGAAGGCUUAGGAGAACGGCAGCUCACAGACAGAGAGAAGGAGAUCAUCCGCCAGGCAGCUCUGCAGCAGACUAAGGAGAUGGACCUGAGUGUGGUGCGCCUCAUGUUCACAGCCUUCCUCCCCGACAGCACUGGCAGCUUCACUCGGAGACUGGAGCCUGUGGUGUCAGAUGCCAUCUAUGACAGCAAAGCCCCGAAUGCAUCCAACUUGAAAAUCGUGAGAAUGGACAGAACAGCAGGCUGUGUGACGGGAGGGGAAGAGAUUUAUCUUCUCUGUGACAAGGUUCAGAAAGAUGACAUCCAGAUUCGGUUUUAUGAAGAGGAAGAAAAUGGUGGCGUUUGGGAAGGAUUUGGGGACUUUUCCCCCACGGAUGUUCAUAGACAGUUUGCCAUUGUCUUCAAAACGCCGAAGUAUAAGGAUGUCAACAUUACAAAACCAGCUUCCGUGUUUGUUCAGCUUCGGAGAAAAUCGGAUUUGGAAACUAGUGAACCGAAACCCUUUCUCUACUACCCUGAAAUCAAAGACAAAGAGGAAGUACAGAGGAAACGCCAGAAGCUCAUGCCCAACUUCUCGGACAGUUUCGGUGGCGGCAGUGGAGCGGGAGCCGGUGGUGGAGGCAUGUUCGGUAGUGGCGGUGGCGGAGGGAGUACCGGAAGUCCUGGCCCAGGAUAUGGCUUCCCUCAUUACGGAUUUCCUGCUUACGGUGGGAUUACAUUCCAUCCUGGAGCCACUAAAUCCAACGCAGGGAUCACCCAUGGCAUCAUAAACACCACAUUUAAAAGUGACCCUAAAGGCUGUGCCAGAAGCGAUGACAGGGAGAUUCUGAAUCUCCCUGAGAAGGAAACAGAAGAGGAGGGGCCCAGCCCGCCUGUGGCCUGCACCAAGACCGAAACAAUUGCCCUGGCAUCCACCAUGGACGACACCAAGGAACAGGAUGUGGGGUUUCAGGAUAACCUCUUCCUUGAGAAAGCUCUGCAGCUCGCCAAGCGGCACGCCAACGCCCUUUUCGACUAUGCGGUGACGGGAGACGUGAAGAUGUUGCUGGCUGUGCAGCGCCAUCUCACCGCGGUGCAGGAUGAGAAUGGAGACAGUGUCUUACACUUAGCCAUCAUCCACCUUCAUGCUCAGCUCGUGAGGGAUCUGCUGGAAGUCACAUCUGGUUUGCUCUCUGACGACAUCAUCAACAUGAGAAAUGAUCUGUAUCAGACACCUUUGCACUUGGCAGUGAUCACCAAGCAGGAAGAUGUGGUGGAGGACUUGCUGAGGGUUGGGGCUGACCUGAGCCUCCUGGACCGCUGGGGCAACUCUGUCCUGCACCUCGCUGCCAAAGAAGGCCACGAUAAAAUCCUCAGCAUCCUACUGAAGAACAGAAAAGCAGCACUCCUCAUUGACCACCCCAAUGGGGAAGGUCUAAAUGCCAUCCACAUAGCUGUGAUGAGCAAUAGCCUGCCGUGUCUGCUGCUGCUGGUGGCUGCUGGGGCGGAAGUCAAUGCGCAGGAGCAGAAGUCUGGGCGCACAGCACUGCACCUGGCUGUGGAGUGCGACAACAUCUCAUUGGCUGGCUGCCUGCUUCUGGAGGGUGAUGCCCACGUGGACAGUACUACCUAUGAUGGGACCACACCUCUGCAUAUAGCGGCUGGAAGAGGGUCCACCAGACUGGCAGCUCUUCUCAAAGCGGCAGGAGCAGACCCCCUGGUGGAGAACUUUGAGCCUCUCUACGACCUGGACGAUCCUUGGGAGAAGGCUGGAGAAGAUGAGGGAGUGGUACCAGGCACCACACCUCUAGACAUGGCUGCCAACUGGCAGGUAUUUGACAUACUAAAUGGGAAACCAUAUGAGCGAGUGUUCACAUCUGAUGAUAUCCUACCACAAGGAGACAUGAAGCAGCUGACAGAAGAGGCGAGGCUGCAACUCUGCAAGCUGCUGGAAAUUCCAGAUCCAGACAAAAACUGGGCCACUCUGGCACAGAAGUUAGGUCUGGGGAUCUUGAACAAUGCCUUCCGGCUGAGUCCUGCUCCUUCUAAAACUCUCAUGGACAACUAUGAGGUCUCUGGGGGUACCAUCAAAGAGCUGAUGGAGGCCCUGCAACAGAUGGGCUACACAGAGGCCAUUGACGUGAUCCAGGCAGCCUUCCGCACCCCGGCAACCACAGCCUCCAGCCCCGUGACCACUGCUCAGGCCCACUGUCUGCCUCUCUCAUCUUCCUCCACAAGGCAGCACAUAGAUGAACUCCGGGAUAGUGACAGCGUCUGUGACAGUGGUGUGGAGACGUCCUUCCGCAAACUCAGCUUUACAGAGUCUCUCACUGGAGACAACCCACUGCUAUCUCUGAACAAAAUGCCCCACAGUCAUGGGCAGGAAGGACCUAUAGAAGGCAAAAUUUAGCCUGCUGGCACAGCAGUGGUUUUCCCACACUGUAAACCAAAGCCCUGAGAGUCCAUUGCAUCCUUCCAGAGGAGGACGUCAAAGCGCAGCCAAAGGUGCUGGAGGACCACCGGCCUGCAGGCUCAGUCUUGAUUUCAUUCGAGGCCUUCUGAAUUUGGCUUCCUUUCUUGGUUCUGAAAUGAAAUUUAGUUGUCAUAUACAGAUGGUGUCUAGCAAUCACAGCGCUCAGCUGCACUCUAUGUGGCUUGGGUGUGGCGUCUUGAGCUUUUCCAGCUGCUACUCGAUUACACGUGCUUUGUGUCGUUACUGCUGUCCCUCUGCUGGGUUCCCGCUGUCAUGCUGUCCCCACCUGGUGUUCUUUCUAGCCAUCUACAGUACAGUUGUGUAUUCAAAUUAAGAUUAAGGAAAAAGAUAUUUUUAAAUGAGUAACUUGAUGCGCAAUAAAAAAAAAGACAUUGCUUUUUCUAAUAUGGUUUAUCUAUGAUUUAAAAAAAACAUGAACUUAACAUAUUUAAAACAUGCUACAAUCAGUGCUGAAAAUAGUAUUUUCCCCAUUUUCUGCAUUUUACUAUUGUAAAUAUGUUUUCUAAAUCAAAUACUUUAAAAGAAAAAAUGUUGGAUUUAUAAAUGCUAUUUUUUAUUUUACUUUUAUAAUAAAAGUACAAGCACAUUGUUGACCUCA
This is a messenger RNA of Mastomys coucha (southern multimammate mouse), 4596 nucleotides long. It is a transcript of the gene Nfkb1, whose product is annotated as nuclear factor kappa B subunit 1. The transcript is spliced from 24 exons. NCBI's taxonomy places the organism in Eukaryota, Metazoa, Chordata, Mammalia, Rodentia, Muridae. Gene Ontology annotation, biological process: innate immune response; canonical NF-kappaB signal transduction; regulation of transcription by RNA polymerase II. Gene Ontology annotation, cellular component: cytoplasm. The coding region runs from base 996 to 3914 and encodes 972 amino acids. Gene Ontology annotation, molecular function: protein binding; DNA-binding transcription factor activity, RNA polymerase II-specific; RNA polymerase II cis-regulatory region sequence-specific DNA binding. The record is from RefSeq and is a predicted model, not a curated record.